Molecule: messenger RNA, 6023 nt
Organism: Condylura cristata (star-nosed mole)
Lineage: Eukaryota; Metazoa; Chordata; Mammalia; Eulipotyphla; Talpidae
Gene: TNPO2
Product: transportin 2
Exons: 25
Coding region: 1269-3962 (897 amino acids)
Biological process (GO): protein import into nucleus
Cellular component (GO): cytoplasm; nucleus
Molecular function (GO): small GTPase binding; nuclear import signal receptor activity
Source: RefSeq, a predicted model, not a curated record
GUCCUGUCCCAGGAGCUAAGGUGGGAGUCCCAGGUGUGCUCUUCAGAACUCGGGGUGGAAUUUAGUGCUAGCUAGCCCUCCCAUAUCUCGGCUAGUGCCCCGUAAGAGAACUGAUUUUCGUGAAUGAAUGGAGGAGGUAAUAUUUGGCCACGGGAGGUGGGCUGAGAAGCCUGUUUUCCCCACUUCCGACUGGGGCAAGAAGUGACUUUUUUUACUCCAGUUGAUUCAGUAAGUAAUGGUAUAGUGAAGGGAUGGCCUUAUUGGGUAAAAGCCACAUUUUAAAAGAAUAUGCUUAACUGGUGUUAUCUCUAACUCAAAAAGUACUCUUAGAUCCUGCUGAUAAAUGGAGAACUAAAGUUUGGAGUGGUAGGCCACUCACCUGUCAGCAGGACUGGGAGGGGGGAAAAACGGAAGUGCUCCCAGGUCCCCGGCGCCUCCCUGCUCCACUGUUCUGCUCUUGAGAGAUGUACUACUUUGUCCUCAAGCGGCCCAAGGAUCAUGACUAUGUCUUUCUUCAUGACUGCCCUUGCCUACUUAAAUUUUCUGGGUUGUUACACCUCAAUAAGCUUCAGGUAGGCAAAGGAUUAGCUCUUUUGCUCCAGUAUCUACUUCAUUAGUUAAUUUCGUUAAAAAAAUUACAUUGUGUUUUUCUGUACGCUUCGCGAAUUUGCAUGUCAUCCUUCUUUGCACAGAGGCUAUGCUAAUCUGUAACAUUCCAAUUUUAGUAUAUGUGCUGUCAAAGCGAGCACUCUUGUGGGUUUUUCAUAUCCUUCUGACAACUGUCAAAUAGUACUGGAAAAGAAAUGUGGGGAAAUGUGGUAGAGGCUUCUGGAACCUAACCUAUCAGGCAUUCAUUUUGUCUGGCUUUCCUCGUUUUGUCUCUGGGGGAGAAGUUCACCUCACACUCAGUCUACCUUCCAUUUGCACACAUACUGUACUCCUAAUUACCCUCUGAAUGGGGUUAGGGAGACAGCUAGGAGACAUCGACAAAGGCGCAUCUGGUUCUGGCUGGGCGUUCCCCAAAACAUCACACACUCAAAAGUCCCCACGAACCACCAAACGCCUAUGUCUCAACGAAGAGCUGCAGUCAGGUCGGAGAGAGGCUGAGAAAACGAGAUGCUGGGAGGACUGGCCGGCUAGAAAGGCCAAGAGAGUCCGCCACCUCUUCGGUCACGUGAUCCGGUAUUGGCGGGGCCAGACUCUCCACCUUGCCAGGCCACGUGCGAUGGUUGUUCCUUCUAAUUGGCUCCGCUGGCUCACCUUGCACCAUGGACUGGCAGCCAGAUGAGCAGGGCCUGCAGCAGGUCCUGCAGCUGCUCAAAGACUCGCAGUCACCCAACACAGCUACCCAGCGCAUCGUGCAGGAUAAACUCAAACAACUGAACCAGUUUCCAGACUUCAACAACUACCUGAUCUUCGUCUUGACCAGACUCAAGUCAGAAGAUGAGCCGACUCGCUCACUCAGUGGCCUCAUCCUCAAGAACAACGUGAAGGCACAUUACCAGAGCUUUCCGCCACCGGUGGCUGACUUCAUCAAACAGGAAUGUCUCAACAACAUUGGUGAUGCCUCCUCGCUCAUCCGAGCCACCAUAGGUAUUCUCAUCACCACCAUCGCUUCUAAGGGUGAGCUACAGAUGUGGCCCGAGCUGCUGCCCCAGCUGUGCAACCUGCUCAACUCGGAGGACUACAACACUUGUGAGGGAGCCUUUGGAGCCUUGCAGAAAAUCUGUGAAGACUCCUCUGAGCUUCUGGAUAGUGAUGCCCUCAACCGACCCCUCAACAUUAUGAUCCCCAAGUUUCUGCAGUUCUUCAAGCACUGUAGCCCCAAGAUCCGGUCCCAUGCCAUUGCCUGUGUGAAUCAGUUCAUCAUGGACCGGGCCCAGGCACUGAUGGACAACAUUGAUACCUUCAUUGAGCACCUGUUUGCCCUGGCUGUGGAUGAUGACCCUGAAGUACGGAAGAAUGUCUGCCGAGCCCUGGUGAUGCUGUUGGAAGUGCGGAUUGAUCGGCUCAUCCCCCACAUGCACAGCAUCAUCCAGUACAUGCUGCAGAGGACCCAGGACCAUGAUGAGAAUGUUGCCCUUGAGGCCUGUGAAUUCUGGCUGACGCUGGCCGAGCAGCCCAUAUGCAAGGAAGUCCUGGCUUCCCACCUGGUCCAGUUGAUUCCUAUACUGGUAAAUGGGAUGAAGUACUCAGAAAUUGACAUCAUCUUGCUGAAGGGGGAUGUGGAGGAGGACGAGGCAGUCCCUGACAGUGAGCAGGACAUCAAACCUCGCUUUCACAAGUCUCGCACAGUGACACUGCCCCAUGAGGCUGAGCGGCCUGAUGGCUCUGAAGAUGCUGAGGAUGAUGAUGAUGAUGAUGCUUUGUCCGACUGGAAUCUCAGAAAGUGCUCAGCAGCUGCUCUGGAUGUUCUGGCCAACGUCUUCCGGGAGGAACUUCUACCCCACCUGCUCCCCCUGCUCAAAGGUCUCCUCUUCCACCCUGAGUGGGUAGUCAAGGAGUCAGGCAUCCUGGUGCUGGGCGCCAUUGCUGAGGGUUGCAUGCAGGGCAUGGUGCCCUACCUGCCUGAGUUGAUCCCACACCUCAUCCAGUGCCUGUCAGACAAGAAGGCCCUGGUCCGCUCCAUUGCCUGCUGGACGCUAAGCCGCUAUGCCCACUGGGUGGUCAGCCAGCCGCCAGACAUGCACCUCAAGCCCCUGAUGACAGAGUUGCUGAAGCGCAUCCUGGAUGGCAACAAGAGGGUGCAGGAGGCAGCCUGCAGUGCCUUUGCCACCUUGGAGGAGGAGGCCUGCACAGAGCUGGUACCCUACCUCAGCUACAUCCUGGACACCCUUGUCUUUGCCUUUGGCAAGUACCAGCACAAGAACCUUCUCAUCCUCUAUGAUGCCAUUGGUACCUUGGCUGACUCUGUGGGCCACCACCUCAACCAGCCGGAAUAUAUCCAAAAGCUGAUGCCUCCACUAAUCCAGAAAUGGAACGAGCUCAAGGAUGAAGAUAAGGACCUCUUCCCUUUGCUGGAGUGUCUGUCAUCUGUGGCCACCGCCCUGCAGAGUGGCUUCCUGCCCUACUGUGAGCCUGUCUACCAGCGCUGCGUCACCCUGGUGCAGAAGACAUUGGCCCAGGCCAUGAUGUACACUCAGCACCCUGAGCAGUAUGAGGCCCCUGACAAGGACUUCAUGAUUGUGGCAUUGGAUCUGCUCAGCGGCCUGGCGGAGGGCCUAGGUGGCCACGUGGAGCAGCUAGUGGCCCGCAGCAACAUUAUGACACUGCUCUUCCAGUGCAUGCAGGAUUCGAUGCCUGAGGUCCGACAGAGUUCCUUCGCCCUCUUGGGAGACCUCACCAAAGCCUGCUUCAUCCAUGUCAAGCCCUGUAUCGCUGAGUUCAUGCCCAUCUUGGGCACCAACCUAAACCCUGAAUUCAUCUCUGUUUGCAACAAUGCCACCUGGGCCAUUGGUGAGAUCUGCAUGCAGAUGGGGGCAGAGAUGCAGCCCUAUGUGCAGAUGGUCCUCAACAAUCUGGUGGAGAUCAUUAACCGGCCCAACACGCCGAAGACGCUGUUGGAAAACACAGGUCGCCUGACGAGUUCCUCUGCCAUUCCAGCCAUCACCAUUGGCCGCCUGGGCUACGUGUGCCCACAGGAGGUGGCACCCAUGCUGCAGCAGUUCAUCCGGCCUUGGUGCACCUCCCUCAGGAACAUCAGAGACAAUGAGGAGAAGGACUCAGCCUUCCGAGGCAUUUGCAUGAUGAUAGGCGUCAACCCUGGGGGUGUUGUGCAGGACUUUAUUUUCUUCUGCGAUGCUGUAGCCUCCUGGGUGAGCCCGAAGGAUGACCUUCGGGACAUGUUUUAUAAGAUUCUUCAUGGUUUCAAAGACCAAGUCGGGGAGGAGAAUUGGCAGCAGUUCUCGGAGCAGUUCCCACCACUGCUCAAGGAGAGGCUGGCCGCCUUCUACGGGGUCUAGAGGAGCAUGGGGGACCAUCAGGUUUCUGUGUCCUCGUAGGAGGGGUUGCUGGGGAUCGCACUGCGUCCAGAAGUCGUCGAGCCCUGGUCAAGGGGGGUUAGGGAGGAGUGAACGGGACCCAAAUCCAGAUGCCUUGUCUGUCCAUCUACCUGCCUGGCCCAGCCUAUGCGGAUGGGCAGGUGGGUGGGGCCUCCAUGCUCACCUACUAAUGGGAGGGGGGGUGGGACUUCUUGGCAGCAAGGGCCCCUUGCUCUCAUUGGGGGUCACCUCAGGCAGCCCAUUUGGACCAGCCAAAUGGGAGGGAAGAAUCAACACAGCCAAUUGAAUCUGGCUUAGGAUGAGGCAAGGGGAAGGCAGGCAGGGAGGGGGGUCCUUGUAGACACGUACACUCACACAUAAACACGUGGUCACACGCAUGUGUGGGCGCUGCAGCCAGUCAGACUGGGCCAGCUGCCCCACCAUUUCCCUGACUGCAUGGAGACAGUAGAAUUAGUGAACCCCUGAGUUAACCUGUAAGGCCUUCCGUGUAACCUGCAUCUAGAGUUUAAGAAGCUUCUGCUGUUUUGCCGGAAUUGACGGUGAUUGGGGAGGGCUGGGUGGGUUGGGGGCCUCCGCAGGGACCCUGGGGCGGGGUGGGGGGAAGAGAUCAGCCAUCUUGGGGCUACCCAGUCAGCACGUGCACGCUUUGGAUCUGCUCAGCACACUUCCUGUCAGCUCUGGCAGCCUCAGCCAAUGUGUCCCCUUCAAUGUCCUGCCCAGAAGAGGGGAUAUCCAGAGUGGCUGAGUCUGCCCAGAGGGCACACUCCCUCCCCUGUUCUCCAGUGGUAUUUCAAGACCCUCAGUGGGGACGUUUUUCCCAAAGAGACCUUGGGGUGGCCACCUAAGCUGCUGAUACCUACUCUGUGUCUUCAGCAAUUCUGUUUCAAGGGCAAUCCAUUUCUCUGCCUCUGGGAGCCCCCUUCUCAAAUUCCAGGCCUAAGUUUUAACAUGAGAGUCAAGACAGGGUUAUUUAGUGAUUAACGGCAGAAGACUAAGGUGUAAUUUUGCCGUGAAGGUGGAAACUGAGGGACUGAGGGCUUGGAAAAGGGGAAAAGGUCAUGUAUCUACUGAACCCCAACUCUGUGGUCCUGGGACUUUGUUCAUCCUAGCUUGCAAUGAGUCCCAACACCUCACUAGAUUGGGGCAAUGAAUCUAGAGAACCUUUGGGAUUGGUUGGGGGGAGUCAGUCCUGAUGGGAGAAGGUCCCCUAGAGAGGGAGGGGCUAUGGCUACUUUGCAGUUGGCCUUGAAACCUGAUCCUGUAGCUCUCCUAAUGUUUUCCUUUUUCUCCUAUUUUCUACUUUGUGGGGCACUUUUGGAGUCUUGGGGGGAGUUGUUGGGGGUCCCGUUUUCUGGGGCCUUCUCCAGCCAUCUUCUGGGGCCCUGGAUUCCACCCCUAUCAGCCCUGUAUGUUCUCAGACAGAGUCAGACCCUGCUUCUGUGCCCAGAGGCACUUGGCACACAUUCCAUAAGCAUAAUUUUCUCCCCCAUGAAAGUCCAGCAGGUCUCUGGGAACCAUUUGUUUAAAAAAACAAAAAACAAAAAAAAACAAAAAAAAAAACCUUUAAUUUUCUGGUAACUUCCAGUUCUUUGGCACAUCCUCUGCUGGGACUUGGGGUGUGUGGAUGGGUCUGAUGGGAUUGGUAAUACCCUUUCUUCACCCAGGAUUGCGGUUCGGGGGUUCAAGCCACCUUCAGGGAAUGGAAGGGGGGAGCCUGGUUCUAGGUUUUUUGUUUUUAAAGAGAACUAUUUAAUUUUUUAAUUUAUUUUUGGUUGAUUUUUGCACAAUGAAGUUUCAACUUCUCAAUCUUCUUUCCUGCCCAGGGCUGCAGAUCCUGACUGGCCUGGAUCUGCAGUCCCUCUUACCCUGUUUACCACAUCUCUCCUUACCCUUUCUCCUCUUCCAUGGGCUCCAGGGUCUGUCCAUUUGUUACUGUGCUGUGCUGGUGAUUGGCGCCGAGGUGGCGUGAUAAGAUUCCACUUGUGUAGAACAUUGUUGAGUAAAGAUCAGUUUCUUGUGAAA